CUUUACGCUUCGUCUUUGGAUGCUUGGGCUUCUCUCAAAAGCAAUUGGAUGUCUUCUCCAGCUGAAAGUUUGAGACUUUUCUUCUGCAUUCAAAGGUGAUAAUGUUGAUGUUCUAGUCUAGUCGCUGAAAACCACAUUCGAAUUGUACUUAAAAAACAUAAAAGAGGGUUCUUUAGGGUUUUGACAAAAAGAUGGACAGGAUCAGCAGUUUACCAGAUGGUGUUCUUAGCCACAUCUUGUCUUUCCUUCCGUUAAAGAAGGCUGCUCGAACUUCGGUUCUCUCGAAGAGAUGGCGUAUUCUUUUUGCUUUCACACCAAAUCUUGAUUUAGACGGCAAUGAGGUUAGCGGACAAAGUUUCAUGGAUUUCGUGGAUAGAGUGUUGACUGUGUCAGGAAAUUCCCCUAUCAAGAAAUUCUCUAUAAGGUGUAUAGAGGUUUUUGACCCAGCUCGUAUCAAUCGUUGGAUAUGUGAUGUGCUGAAUCGUGGUGUCUUGAAUUGUGCUCUUCAUUUGGGCUUAGAUGCUGAAGAUGCUAAAGAUGGGUAUUCUCUGCCUUUUGAGAUUUUUACUUGCAAGACGCUUCUGAAGCUGAAACUAGCUGGUUUUUCGAUUGAUGUGCUUCCUGAGGAUGCUUUUCUUCCAGCUCUUGAGUCUCUUGUUCUGAAAUCAGUUCAGUUCUGUAGUCUUCAUGUUUGUGUGUUUCAAAAGCUUCUUUCUGCUUGCCCUGUGCUGGAGGAUUUGGUCAUGAAUGAUUUGAACUGGGAACAAUGGAAAUGGUCUCGCGUGGUAUCCAGUCCGAGCCUUGAGAGACUUACUAUUAAGCGUACACUAUUCUAUGGUUUUGAUGGGUCUGAUUUUGGGAGCAUUACUUUUCAUACUCCGAAUGUUACCUACUUAUACUACUCUGAUUUUGUCCCGGGUUCCUAUCCAACUGUCAAUCUCGAUUCCCUUGUUGAAGCAAGUCUGGAUCUUACUGUGACAGUAGAUCACACCUGGGACUCGUGUUUCGCAGAUGAAGGGGAUCCUAUUACUAGCAAUCCAACAAAUCUGAUCAAGGGGUUGAGAAAUGUUGAGAUCAUGAAUUUGUUAUCUCAUGAGAGUUUGGAGAUGUUCUAUUUCUUCCGUGAAGCAAUCCCAAUGUUCGAAAACCUGUUUCAUUUAUCUUUUACGCCGGGGGCUGGAUGUUCCUGGCGAGGAGUGCCAUUUAUGCUAAACAAUUCUCCUAAUCUAGAGACUCUUAUCAUCAAGGGUCCUUUGCAUCAUGAUGCAAGUGGAUAUGGAUGUUCUGGGUAUUCUUGCUUAUUGUCAUGUCCUGUGAAAGUCCUUAAGAUAACCGAGUACCUCGGAACUACGGGAGAUGUGGAACAAUUAAGGCAUUUCUUAGGGAAAUUGUCAUGUCUUGAGCUGUUGGAAGUUGACAUUUUUGAAACAAGAAACAGGGACGAGUUGCAAAUAACUAAGGAACUUCUAAUGCUUCCCAGAGCUUCGUCCAAGUGCAAGAUCAAGGUCAAUUAACUCAUGCAUUGCAUGAAGAGCAAACUUUGAUUCUUUUCUAAUGGAUUAACUCUUGUUUAGACCUGAAUCUGUUUAACUAAGUUGUUGUCUUUUGUUAGACUUUUCUCUUUGUCUUCAUCUUAUCACUUUUUGUCGUGGGAUUGUUCUGAAAUGAUCUUUUCACUAGUAAUUUGCCUCGAUCAAAUGAUCUAUAUGCUUUACUUGAACCUGAAGGUUAGAUACGGUGUUGAUCCUGAUCGUGUGGAUAGUUGGAUAUGUAAUGUACUGCAACACGGAUAUGGAGUUGAUCUUUAUUCAUGGGACGAUGACAUGUUCUCACCGAUGCUUAAGACUCUUGUUCUCGACUCGAUUGUGUCACUUGAAGGUCAGAUUCAAAUGCUUCUUCUUGCUUGCCUAUGCGCUUGAGGAAUUAUACAUUAUUAACACGAGGUGGAAGGACUCCAAUGUGACUGUAUCAAGCCCGAUCCUGGAGAAGCUAAACUAUAAAGCUCAAGGGCUGAUCUGGAUUAGUAAUUCGGAAGAGAGCCUUUCACUUGAAGAUCCAAGUGUUGGUUACUUUGAUUACACUCAGGACUUUCCAGUAGUUAAAUUGAAAAGUUUAUACAAAGCUAUAAUCAACCUUGUUGUACCCGAAGAUCAAAUCAAGCAAGCAAGAGCACCAGAUGAUGAUUUGUUGGAGACGAUAAUUUUUUCUGGUCUUGGUAAUGUGUGGAAGCUCAUUGUAAAGGAAGUGGACUGCCCAAUGAAGUCUUCGUGAAAGCAAACAUAGCUCAUAUAUUUGAUCAAUGUUUUCUUGGAUUCUCUAUGACGUUCUCAUUGUAUAUUUUCGGUUAGCAAUAAAGACAGAUGAAAAUUAAAGUA
Messenger RNA from Arabidopsis lyrata subsp. lyrata, 2375 nucleotides. Its product is annotated as F-box/LRR-repeat protein At3g58980-like. The record is from RefSeq and is a predicted model, not a curated record. Lineage: Eukaryota; Viridiplantae; Streptophyta; Magnoliopsida; Brassicales; Brassicaceae. The coding region runs from base 192 to 1514 and encodes 440 amino acids. Gene Ontology annotation, molecular function: protein binding. The transcript is spliced from 5 exons.